Molecule: messenger RNA, 1065 nt
Organism: Lonchura striata (white-rumped munia)
Lineage: Eukaryota; Metazoa; Chordata; Aves; Passeriformes; Estrildidae
Source: RefSeq, a predicted model, not a curated record
AUGCCCGCCGUGAUGGAGAAGCCGGCGGCGAUCCUGUCCCGCAGCCGCGCCAGGGCGGGGGGCGCCGCGGGACCCCCCCCCUCGGAGGACGAGGCCAGCGAGGACGAGCACGGCCACGACAGCAUGAUCCGGGUGGGGGCCGACUACCAGGCGGUGAUCCCCGACUGCAAGCCAGAGAGCCCCGCCCGCUACAGCAGCAAGGAGCUGAAGGGGAUGCUGGUGUGGGCCCCCAACCACUGCGUGUCCGACGCCAAACGUGAGCCCCCCGACCCAAAAACGGGGGGGUCCUGCUGGGGAGGGGGCGUCCGGGGUGCCCCCCAGCCCCCGCGCCCCCCCCUCAUCCCCAGCCUGGUUAAAUAUUAUUAUUCCUGGAAGAAAACGCGGUCCCGCACCAGCGUCAUGGACCGCCAGGCCCGGCGCCUGCUGGGCCGCCGGGACCGCGACGACAGGUACGGGACCCCCAAAAUCCCACCUGACAACGACGAGACCGACGAGCAGCGCCCCAGCCCCGAGGGGGACGUGGAGCCCCCGGACCCCAAAAAAGAGCAGCCCUGCUACCCCAAGGCGGGGCCGCGCAAGGAGCCGCAGUACCGGCACCACCCCCCGGCGCGGCAGCGGCGCCGCCCGCCCCGCGGGAUGCGCCUGAGCCGCGAGGACGUGGCCGAGGUGACGGCCAACCCCGACCUGGGCGCGCGGGCGCUGCGCCAGCUGGACUGCCAGCUGGUGGCCCUGAAACGGCAGGUGCAGCGCAUCAAGCAGAUCAACAGCGGCCUCAGGCAGGCGCUGGACGGGGGCCUGGAGGGGCUGCGGCCGCCCGAGGGCAGCAGCAGGUUCAGCUCGCGCUGGACGACGGACGAGCAGCUGCUGGUGGUGCAGGCCCUGCGCCGCUACGGCCGCGACUUCCCGGCGGUGGCGGCCGUGCUGGGCAACAAAACGGCGGCGCAGGUUCGGAGCUUCGUGCUGGGCCCCCGGCGCCGCCUCGGCCUCGAGCGGCUCCUGCAGGAGCGCCCGGGCCAGGGGGAGCCCCCCGGGGACCGCCCCGAGCCUGACGAGGAGGAGGAGGAG